AUGGCGAAGUCGAAGACGAUCCUUGUGCUGAACGCAGGGAGCUCGUCUCUCAAGUACGCGCUGUACGAAUUCGCGGAUGCGCUGAAGGCGAAGCUGGCGGUGUCGGGUCUGGUGGAGCAGAUCGGCACUCCCAAGGGCGUCAUCACGCACAAGGCCCUCGCCACCAACCAGACCGUCCAUGAGAAAGCGGUGUUCAGCGACCACAAGGAGGCCAUGUCGCACGCGCUGAAGCUGAUGGGGAUCAGCAAGGGCAGCAGCGCCGUGACGGCAGUGGGGCACAGAGCGGUGCACGGCGGUGAGGAGAUCAACAAGUCGUGCAUCAUCACGGAGCACGUGAAGGACGUGCUCAAGAAGUUCACGCCGCUCGCCCCUUUGCACAACCCUCCCAACCUCCAGGGCAUGGCGGUGGCGCAGGAGCUGCUGGACUGUCCGCAGGUGGCGGUGUUUGACACGGCGUUCCACAGCACCAUCCCGCCGCACGCCUACACGUACGCCCUGCCCUACCGCCUCUACAAGGAGCUGGGCGUGCGGCGCUACGGUUUUCAUGGCACCAGCUACAUGUACCUGCUCAGGGAGACGGCGAGGCAGCUGGGGAAGAAGGAGAGCGAGAUGAACAUGAUCACGCUGCACCUGGGGGCCGGUGCGAGUAUGGCGUGCAUCAAGGAGGGCAAGUGCAUCGACACAACCAUGGGAGUAACCCCCCUGGAAGGCCUCGUGAUGGCCACUCGGUGCGGUGACAUCGACCCAGCCAUCCCCAAGAUCCUCUCAGACCUCCAAGGCCUCUCCCCUGCUCAAAUCGACUCUCUCCUCAACAAGGAGUCCGGCCUGGUGGGCAUCUGUGGAGACAAGGACAUGAAAGCAGUCGUAGACCGCACCGAGGUUGCUGAAGCUGCAUGCAUACCUGCAGGGGAUGACCUGGAAGGGGGCGGCCGGCACCGGCUUGCUCUGGAGGUGUUUGUUCAUCGCGUGAGGAAGUAUCUGGGAGCGUAUUUGGUCCAGCUGGGAGGGAAGGUGGACGCUAUUGUGUUCAGUGCAGGGAUUGGGGAGAGAUCGGCGCCAGUGCGGGCGCGGGUGUGUGCGGGAUUGGAGGCGUUUGGGAUUGAGGUGGAUAAGGCGCGGAAUGAGGAGGGGAACAAGGGAGCACGAGAGAUUUCUGUGGCAGGGGCGAAGAUAAAGGUGAUGGUCGUGCCGACUGAUGAGGAGCUGUGCAUUGCGCAGGAAACCCUGCGUGUGGUUGGGCGCCACGUGGAGCUCCGUGGUUGGGUGCGGACGGUGCGCUCUCAGAAGGCCUUCUCUUUCAUUGAGCUCAAUGACGGUUCCUCCCUUUCAGGCAUUCAGGUGGUGGCCACACCUGAGGUUGAAGGCUAUCAGGAGGUGGAGGGGGGUGGCAUCACCACAGGGGCAGCGGUGUCAGUGGAGGGAGAGGUGGUGGAGAGUCAGGGCAAGGGCCAGAAGAUUGAGAUCAAGGCUAAAAGACUCACGCUAGUGGGUGGCAGCGAUGGCAGCACGUACCCUCUGCAAAAGAAGAAGAGUUUUGAGACGUGCUGCCAUCGCUACUGCCCCUCUCAAGACUCUUCUUCUUUCACGUGUUUCCUCUCCUCCUCUAUCGUGCAGGUGGGCGGCAGUGAUGGCAGCACGUACCCCCUGCAAAAGAAACGGCACUCCUUGGAACGGGAAGAUAAGAAGCGCCUUGAAGUACGCGGCAUGGUUUGGAGUAUCUUUGCACCGCAUCGCACGUUAGACCAUUCACCAACACCAGAUCACAUCCCACUGCUGGCUGCUACUAUCACAUCCAAACCCACCCCUGUUCACAUCCCACUGCUGGCUGCUACUAUCACAUCCAAACCCACCCCUGUUCACAUCCCACUGCUGGCUGCUACUAUCACAUCCAAACCCACCCCUGUUCACAUCCCACUGCUGGCUGCUACUAUCACAUCCAAACCCACCCCUGUUCACAUCCCACUGCUGGCUGCUACUAUCACAUCCAAACCCACCCCUGUUCACAUCCCACUGCUGGCUGCUACUAUCACAUCCAAACCCACCCCUGUUCACAUCCCACUGCUGGCUGCUACUAUCACAUCCAAACCCACCCCUGUUCACAUCCCACUGCUGGCUGCUGCUAUCACAUCCAAACCCACCCCUGUUCACAUCCCACUGCUGGCUGCUGCUAUCACAUCCAAACCCACCCCUGUUCACAUCCCACUGCUGGCUGCUACUAUCACAUCCAAACCCACCCCUGUUCACAUCCCACUGCUGGCUGCUACUAUCACAUCCAAACCCACCCCUGUUCACAUCCCACUGCUGGCUGCUACUAUCACAUCCAAACCCACCCCUGUUCACAUCCCACUGCUGGCUGCUACUAUCACAUCCAAACCCACCCCUGUUCACAUCCCACUGCUGGCUGCUACUAUCACAUUCCACUCCGUGUGGUGUCUUGAGUACACUGCGCAGUGCUCUGGCCCAGACCUACCACCGCUUGUUCCAGUGUCCCGGGUGCGCAGUGCCUUGGCACAGGCAUCGCACCGCUUCUUCCAGUCGCACGGAUUCGUGUGGGUGGCAUCGCCCAUCAUCACUGCCUCUGACUGUGAAGGGGCGGGCGACCAGUUCCGAGUCACCACGCUGAUACCAGGCACCCCUGAUGCAUCCACGCCAGUGAAGGCCAUCCCCACCAACAAGGACGGAUCCGUGGACUGGUCUCAGGUGAAUGACGUGGCUCCGAUGAAUGACGUGGCACAGGUGAAUGACGUGGCACAGGUGAAUGACGUGGCACAGGUGAAUGACGUGGCACAGGUGUAUGACAUGGCACAGGUAAAUGACGUGGCACAGGUGAAUGACGUGGCACAUGUUAAUGACGUGGCACAGGUGAAUGACGUGGCACAGGUGAAUGACGUGGCACAGGUUAAUGACGUGCCACAGAAAUGCGAUUUCUUCAAGCGCCCGGCGUACCUCACAGUGUCGGGGCAGCUGAAUGCGGAGAUCUAUGCCUGCGCCCUGCACGAUGUGUACACGUUCGGUCCCACCUUCCGAGCAGAGAACUCCAACACCUCGCGCCACCUCGCCGAGUUCUGGAUGAUCGAGCCUGAGCUGGCAUUUGCUGACCUGGCAGAUGACAUGGCAUGCGCCACGGCAUACCUCAAGUACAUUGUGAGCACACCAUGCAUGCACGCACCUACACGCACUUUAGGGUGGGUGAAGAAGGAUAAGAAGGAGGUUAUACUCGCUAUGCCAGCUCUGCUAGCUUGCCCUUUCCUCACAAUCCUCCUCCCUUUCACCCUUUCCUCUUUUUCUCUCUCCUCCAUCUCCACCCCCUCCCCUCCUCUCCCUUUUCUCUCCUCUUCCAGCUUCAGGAGGGGCCAUGAGCGAGUGUGCGGAGGACUUCAGGUAUCCCUACUCUGCCCUUUCCUCAUGCCCCUCCUCCUCACCCUUUCAUUCCUCUUCUCCUUUCGCCCUCUCCCCUCUUCGCCUUUCUCUCUCCUCUUCCAGCUCCAAGAAGCCAUGAGCGAGUGUGCGGAGGACUUCAGAUUCUUUGACAAGUUUGUCGAGCCGGGGAUCAUCCAACGGCUCACGCUGUUCUCCCUUCGCCCGCUCUGCUUCCCUGUGUUCUUUCUUAUCUCGGUGGUGGAGAGUGAGUUUGAGCAUGUGCCCUACACAGAUGCCAUCAACAUCCUCAACAAGGCUAAGACCAAGUUUGACUCAUCGGUGGUGGAGAGUGAGUUUGAGCAUGUGCCCUACACAGAUGCCAUCAGCAUUCUCAAGAAGGCUAAGACCAAGUUUGACUACCCGGUGGAGUGGGGCAUUGACCUGCAGAGCGAGCACGAGAGGUACCUCACAGAGAAGGCCUUCAAGAACCGUCCCAUCAUUGUCACUGACUACCCCAAGGACAUCAAGGCAUUCUACAUGCGACUCAAUGACGAUGGCAAGACCGUUGCAGCCAUGGAUGUGCUCGUGCCGCGGGUGGGGGAGUUGAUAGGCGGCAGUCAGAGGGAGGAGCGGCUGGAGGUGCUGGAGGGGCGCAUGAGGGACGUGGGGCUCGACCCGCAGGCCUACUGGUGGUACCUCGACCUCCGCCGAUACGGCUCAGUCCCCCAUGCGGGGUUCGGGCUGGGCUUUGAGCGGCUGGUGCAGUUUGCAACGGGCGUUGAGAACAUCCGCGAUGCCAUCCCCUUCCCUCGCGUGCCUGGAUCCGCUGACUUUUGA
This is a messenger RNA of Closterium sp. NIES-65, 4197 nucleotides long. Lineage: Eukaryota; Viridiplantae; Streptophyta; Zygnematophyceae; Desmidiales; Closteriaceae. The record is from the annotation of a GenBank genome assembly.